GCACUAACAACGCUUCGCCAGCCACCAGAGCAUCAGUGCUAGUCAGUGGUUCAGGUGGUUUAUCUCCAAUUUUAACAUAAAGAUAUUUUUGUUUUUAAACAGUGCUUUUGGUGAUUGUUCUUUACUCAUAUUGUGCAAAUUUAAGGAUCGAUAAGCGACAAUCUAGCUACCUAUUUCGUCUGAAGCGCUCAACGUAACAAGAUGAGCCAAAACGCCCCGAAAAUCCACACAGUCAAAUCUUACACCAACGAUAACAUCGAAUUAUGCCUGGAGGAGAUCAAAAAAGGACGAAUGUCCUGUUACUCGGCCAGCAAGCGCUAUGGCAUUCCGAUGUCCACUCUCCGAUACCGGUUGAGCGCCCGUUGGAAAAGAUCGUUUACGCCGGGACCGGCCACACGCAUUUCUACGAUGGAAGAGCAGGAGAUAGUGGACUGGCUGCUGGACAUGCAAAGCCGUGGCUUCAUUAUUACGCGUGCAGAAUGCGUAUCGAAAGUGUCCCAUUAUAUGAUGUCGGUUGGUCGCGAAACGGCGUUCAAGAAUAAUAAACCAGGACGAAAAUGGUGUGAUUUGUUCCUGCGACGAAAUACUAACUUCACACUAUCGAAAACAAUAGCAACGCCAAGUGUACAAUACGUCCGCAAUUGGUUCCGAGCCGUUGAAUCGUGGUGCACCAAAACCGAUAAUAGAGAACUACUUGACGAUCCCGCCAGAAUCUAUAUACUCGAAGAAAUACCGUUAACCUUUCCGUUGGGAUCUGCCUCACAUUCCAACUCCGCUGAAAAUGCCUCAACGGAUAUCGCCGUGAUGUUCGCCUUCGGAGCAUCUGGUACCACAGUCCCUCCUAAUAUCAUUAUUCCUGCCUAUCAUGCUCCACAAGAUAUGAAAAUGCAUAACCUUCCUCUUGGAUGGGGUAUGGAAAUAUGCGAACAAGCAUACACGAAUACACAAAAUUUUCGCAACUACAUAAUGAACGUCUUCCAUCCAUUUCUUGUCAAGCAAGGCGUUAGGUUUCCGGUUAUAUUCUUUGUCGAUGGACAUGCUCUGCCCAACAUAGCCGAGGUUGAAGACUUGUGCGAGUCGUUGGGAAUUUUUCUCGUUUCUCCAUAUCGUACAACGAACUACAAAACUGUUACGCAGUCAGCUGGCUUGGGCAUAGCUAAGGUAAUGAAAGUGAAAUGGCUGAAAACCUUGGAGAAAUGGUUUUUGGAUAACCCAGAGUCAAUGCACACAUUGCCCUAUUUCGGUAGCAUUUUGCAGAAAACCAUAGAGCGAGGUAUCACAGCGAGUGAAAUCCACAAUGGAUUCCGGACAUGCGGGUUAUAUCCCUUCAAUGUAGAAUCCAUAGACUACAGUGGUUUCUGUUUUCAAACUGCCGAAACCAUCACGCAGCAGGAAGAAUCGCUAUCAAACGAUCCCUUAGAUAUUCCAGCUAUUUCCGAACAGGAAUUUGAACAUGCACCAGUACUAGAACCAGAACUCACAUUUGGCCAUGUGAGCAUUAGUAUCGAUAAAAUCUACGAGGCGUACGACUUGAUUGACAGUCAUACGAAGGCCAGAAUCCAGGGAGACAUUCGAAGCCUUACGAGGGAGGAACGUAUCAUACGAUUUUUCUACCGUGAGUUUGUCCAACCGAACGUUCAUUUUAACGAUGAUCCUUCGGAGGAUUAUGCACCGAAAAAGGAGUUCCAGUUCGAAGAACUGCAAGUUGUGAAAAGCGAGCCAGCAGAUUCGCAUUGCGGAGACGAACAGAGUGAAAAAAUGGCCGAGCUGCCUGAGUCGGCGGUUCACACAGAAGAAGUUAAUUCAGAAAACCAAUUGAACGGCCAGAAUAUGGUUGAAUACAUGAAUGAAAAUAACGAACCAACCUCCAUCCAUGUUAGAAUGUUCUGCCGUAUGUGUGGCAUCCAGCAUCAAAACGACCAAAGAUACAGUUAUAGGGAACUUCAAAAUGAGGUUAGAGCUCUCACGCAAUUUUGCUUUCUAGAGUCCGCAGAAUUAGGGCCGGCAGAUUCGCUAUGCUCAGAUUGUUAUCAGAAAAUUGAUACAUUCCGAACGUUCGCUCAAAAGUGCCACGAAAGCCAACGAAGACUGUUUCAUACGAUUACAAAGAAUAAAAACAUUGAAGGAUCCAGCAAACGAUCAAUGAGCACGGUCCAAUCACAGAAAUGGCGUUGUCAGAAAUGCGGAAAACGCUACGAGACCCAGCACGAUCUUCAUCAACACUUUGUGAACGAUCAUGGUGAAAUGAGUUACAGCUGCGACAUCUGCGGUGCGAUUCUCAAAACUAAAAUGACCUUAUACCAACACCGACGCAUGAUACAUAAUAAGCUGAAGAAGUGUCCGUAUUGUUCUAAACGAUUCACUACCGGCAAAAUGUACGAAAAGCAUGUCCAAGGGCAUCUAUCGGAUGAGGCAGGAGAUGCUGCAUCAAGUCAUCAAGGCGCUAACGAUAAUGACACAUAUGCAACAAGUGGUACUUCAUUUAACACCGAUCUACAAAACAUAAUCAAGAUUGAACAGAGCGACUAUGAUGACGAGGGCGGUUUCAGUGAAACUAUGAAUUAAUAAAGUUUGUGUAUCUCACCUUUGAAGUUGUAA
Aedes aegypti (yellow fever mosquito) is the source of this 2598-nucleotide messenger RNA. RefSeq lists its product as uncharacterized. Gene Ontology annotation, molecular function: DNA binding; zinc ion binding. The transcript is spliced from 4 exons. Gene Ontology annotation, cellular component: nucleus. The record is from RefSeq and is a predicted model, not a curated record. Bases 202 to 2565 code for a protein of 787 amino acids. Lineage: Eukaryota; Metazoa; Arthropoda; Insecta; Diptera; Culicidae.